This is a messenger RNA of Bombina bombina (fire-bellied toad), 1590 nucleotides long. RefSeq names its product TBC1 domain family member 31. Lineage: Eukaryota; Metazoa; Chordata; Amphibia; Anura; Bombinatoridae. Gene Ontology annotation, cellular component: centrosome. The record is from RefSeq and is a predicted model, not a curated record. Gene Ontology annotation, molecular function: protein binding.
GUAUUGGGAGUGCUCAGCCAGGAAGGUAUCGUGCGUUUCAUUAACAUUCACACAUGCAAACUUGUGUUUGAUAUUGGAAGCCAUGAGGACGGCAUUACCACAUUGUGUGUGAGCCCAAAUGGCCGCUACAUAUCAAGCGUCAUGGAGAAUGGAAGCCUGAAUAUAUAUAAUGUCCAAGCACUAACCAAGGAAAUCAACAAGCCACCACCGCCCCUAGUUAAAGUAGUUGAUCUGACUAAAGACAAAGACUCAACUGCUAACAAGUCAGGAGUUAGUGCUGAGAAGAUCAAAGUGUCAUCGGGAAGGACAUGUAGACCCUGGAAAUCGAAAGAAGAAAAAAUCCAGACCAGAGUUUUGAGACCAGAUGGAAACAUCACAUCUGAAAAUAAAGAAAAUGAAUUGCCAAGUGGACUAAAUAAAAAACGCCUCCAGGGUUUACUGAAAGGAUUUGGGGAAUACCCUACAAAAUACAGAAUGUUUGUUUGGCGAUCUCUGCUUCAGUUACCCGAGAACCACUCGGCCUUCAGUAGCUUAACAGACAAGGGAACACAUUCCCAAUACCUGCUGCUUCAUCAAGAAUAUCCCAUCAAAAGCAGGAAGCUUUUGCGAGUCCUUCAGCGGACUCUCUCUGCUUUGGCCCACUGGUCAGCAAUAUUUGGAGAAACACGAUACCUUCCUCUACUUGCGUUUCCAUUUGUUAAAUUGUUUCAAAACAAUCAACUCAUUUGCUUUGAAGUUGUUGCCACAGUGAUAACAAAUUGGUGCCAACAUUGGUUCGAGUAUUUCCCAAACCCUCCAAUUAACAUUCUGGGAAUGAUUGAGAAUGUCCUGGCGCAUCAUGACAAAGAACUUCUCCAACACCUUGUAAAUUAUGGUGUGACAUCCCAGGUUUAUGCGUGGCCUCUGCUGGAGACCCUUUUCUCUGAGGUAUUAACACGAGAAGAAUGGCUAAAGUUGUUUGAUAAUGUUUUUUCCAACCAUCCCUCCUUCCUUUUACUGACCGUCGCUGCAUACAUUAUAUCUUCUCGCUCCCCCUUGCUGCACUGUAACCAAAAAGAUGAUUUUGAGUACUUUUUCCAUCACCGGAAUAAUCUGAAUAUCAGUAAUAUGAUUAAAGAAGCCUAUCAUCUUAUGGAUACCACCCCACCUGAAUUCCACCCUCAACGCUUGCUGGGUGAUUUCGUGCCUCUUACAAAAGGGCAAUAUCCUAUAUUCAACAAAUACCCCAAAUUUAUUGUGGACUAUCAGAGUCAGGAGAGAGAGAGAAUCCGACAGGAAGAAAUAGAGUAUCUGCGUGAGAGGCAGAUAACUCAUGAAAUAGAAGCUGAAGCAUUAAAACGCAAAGCAGAAGACGAAGCGUGGUACCAACAGCAGGAUCUUCUACAAGGUGCGGAGGAGCAGAGGAGGAAACUUCUACUGGAAGAGGAGCAGAAAUUAGUGCAUCAGAGACAAAGACUUGCCGCUGUUAAAAGGGAACUCAGGAUAAAGGAGCUCCAACUUCUAGACGCAGCAAGAAGGCGCUUUUUAAAGCAUCAACAAGAUCAGCGCAAAAUGGAUCUCAAACGUCUUGAUGACGAAAUAGAAAGAAAG